Vitrella brassicaformis is the source of this 2307-nucleotide messenger RNA. NCBI's taxonomy places the organism in Eukaryota, Vitrellaceae. The record is from the annotation of a GenBank genome assembly.
GCAUCUUCCUGUGACAAAAUCAAUACUACGGGCGCCUCACGUAUUCAUCGAGCAUGUCUGGUGCAUCGGCUGCAGCAGGUGCCGCCCCUCUUCCCGAAGAGCCCGCUGAUAUAGCCGUCGUGCCGUCGGCGGGCCACUCGCCGAGGCUGAACGGCGCUGCUGCAGGAGAGGCGUGUGGCGCUAUGGUUGAGGAGGAGGAGGAGGAGGAGGAGGAGGAGGAGGAAGAGAAGGACCAGCCGAUGGGCGAUGAGCAUGCUGCAUCUGCAUCUGCUGCCUCUGGUGGGGAGGAGAGGAAGCGGCCCCUUGCAGCAGGAGAGGACGACAAUACUGGCGACACGCUGCCGCGGAAGAAGAAGGUUAAAGGGGUGGGCAGGGCAGGGCAGCACGAACGAAAGGGACAUCAUGAUGAUAUGCAAUGCAAUGCAAUGCAUUGCAUGAGGGUACGUACGGUGAUGAGAGUGCUUCCUUCCUUCCUUCCUUCCUUUCUUCCUUCAGGGUGUUGGUCAAGGGGCGGGCUCGGACGGGUCAGCUGAUGGUGACGACGACGAGAGUGUCAUGGAUGUGCCAGACAUGGGGGCCGUGCUCAAACGAUGCGAGGAGCCAUCACCUGACGUAAGUACUUACGAAUGAAUCACAAGGAAUGCAAGGCACGCCUUCUCUUUCUCACUCAUGGCGCUGUGUGUGUGUGUGUGUGUGUGUGUCUGUGUGUGUCAAUCCGCCGGUGGGGCAGCUGCCCGGUGCAGACCGUAGGCGGAUUUUGGCCAAGAGCAUCGAGGGCCUCAUUGAGGAGAUCGACACACGACAGAAGGCGCUUGGCGCCAUCAACAGGAAGAUCGCUCAACUGGAGGUGAGAAGAGAACAAGGCACCACACCACACCACACGGAUGCGUUCGUUGAGUAUGUCAGUCAAUAGAUUGAUGCUUACCUAAGUUACGUGCCUGCCUAUGCUAUGUGUGGGUGUGGUGUCAGUUUCGGCUGGGCGGUCGUGAGAUGAUCAUCCCUGGGUUGGUGAGAGGGGCUCUGUCGCCGCUUGCCAAGCGGCCCCAGCAGCACCAGAUAGACCCAGCCGCCCUCCCGGCCUUCCUGGACGGAUUCCUCAGAGACGAGGGACUCAGAAGUGAGUGAAUGAGCCACACAGUCACCAUACCAUGCACAGUACAGUCACCAUUGAUUGAUUGCCUUUGACUGACGUGUUAUCCUGUGUGGCUGUGCCUUGCUUGGUGGAUGGAUGCAGUUGAGUGCCUGCAGGCCUUCGACCGCGCCUGCAACGUCAAGUUGUCGAUGCAGCCCAUCCUGGCCCGCUACCGCCCCUACGCCAAUAUCAAGAUUGUGCACAGCGACGUCCACCCGGGCGGCUGUGCGCAGAUCGACUUUUUCCUCCACGGCGACAAGAAUGGCUGGCGGUCUGCUCUGGCCCACAAGAGGACACACACGGCCAACUGGGACUUCAGGAGCGUCUGCAGCGUACUCAAGAACUGGGAAAAGAGCAUGAUCACAGGUUGGUUCGUUGUGGGCAGAGGGGGGUGGGUCUGUCCGUGUGCCGUGGACCCGUGCGUGUGUCAGCGACUGGUGUGUGCGUGUGUAUGUGUGUGUGUGUGUGUGUGUGUGUGUGGCAUGGCAGACCCUCCCCCUCAGCACAUCUUACAUGCCCUCAACUCCGUGCCUGUGGGCAGUCCCAUCCUCGUGGACCUCAACGCGUUGAACCACAAGAGCAGGAGCCCAUCCUUUUCUGACCUACCCCACCUGCCCUCCCGCCCCCCGCUGGCCCGGGCCGCCACUGACGAAGACGACGAUGACGUCGAAAUCAUCGGGGAGGCGUUCAACCCACCGCGACAACCGACCGCCAGACAGCGCACUUCACCCUCAUGCAGGGGGGCAGCAGCAGCAGCAGCAAGUGGCGUUGACAUGGCUCAGCCCUUGCCGCCGCCGCCGCAUGUGGUCUUCCCUCCGCUGCCCCGCGGGAUGGUACCGGUGCCAUGGAUGGGCAGAGCUCAGGCAGACGGCACCGGCAGUGGCAGUCCGAACACCUAGGUCUGUGUGUGUGUCUGUGUUUGUGUGUAUACCCACACAGACUGACAGACAGACAUUGACGGAGCAAGAAAGACAACAAGCCCAACCGCUGUGUUUGUCUUUCUUGCUGUGUCGAUGUCUGCCUGUGUCUGUGUUUGGUAGAUGAUGCGGUAUGGGCCAGGGAGGGUGCAUGGCAUGCACUAGAACGAAUCGAUGGAUGCACUCAUGCAUGAGGGACUGAUGACUGACUGGUGGUGCUCGUGAGCAGCUCAGAGCAUUCCAUGCUGCUCAGCCGAU